Blastocystis hominis is the source of this 693-nucleotide messenger RNA. RefSeq lists its product as hypothetical. Bases 1 to 693 code for a protein of 230 amino acids. Gene Ontology annotation, cellular component: mitochondrion. The transcript has 2 exons. Lineage: Eukaryota; Bigyra; Opalinata; Blastocystidae. The record is from RefSeq and is a predicted model, not a curated record.
AUGAUCGCCGAUGACCACUUCGAUAUCGAUUAUUGGAACACAGAAACAGGUCCAUCCGAGCUCGAGUUUGAGCUCGAGCCCUCCGACAACCUCCUCACCAUCUCUUCUCUCCCCUCCACCACGCUCGGCGUCACCGCGAUCAAGCUCUACGGCGCUCGGUUUCUCCUGUACGACACUCCAGGCAUCUGCCCUUCCGCCUAUCGCAUCCGUCUGCUCACUUCCAUGCUCUCCGAGGAGCAGAAGAAGGCCAAGCUGCUCUUUCCGCGCAAAGCGCUCGUCCCCACCGUGUUCUCCCUCCAUCCAAACCACUCCAUUUUGUUGGGCGCUUUAGGACACAUCGAUUACGUUGCAAACGAAAACACCAAUCCGCUCAUUGGAUAUAGUUAUUCGCCUUUGUCUCUCCAUCUAUGCAAAACAGAAAACGUUCCUUCUCUCCUCACAAAACACGCAGGAACGCUUUUCGUUCCGCCCUUUUCGGAGGCGCAGUAUUUGGCAUCGGGAGGGAUCGUGCACCAGAGCGAUUUCCCGCUUUCUCGUGUGCUCAACACGCCGAGUGAAGUGCGAAACACGCUGUUGCCGGCCUCUCCGAGCAGUUUGAAAUACACGGCGUUUUUGGAUGUGAGCAUUGGAGGGUUCGGAUGGAUCGCUUUUUUCGCGCAGGGUGAGAGACGAGGGAAGGAACUGAGAGAAUAG